AGUAUGAAUAAACAUUUAAAUUACAAGUAAUAAAUUAAAAUGAAUACAGCAUUUACAUAUUUUAAACCUUUGACUACUGGAACCAUCAAUAUAAACAAAUUUGCAUAACAGCAUUACAGCAUCGGUUGUUUACACGUAUCCUUGUCUAGUCAGCACCUUUCAAGCCUUAGUAUUCCGAACAAAACAUCGCUAAACAAACAAAUAAGAAAUUACAACACGGUGCAAUCGUGAUAUCUUUGGUAUCUUUUAAUCUUUAGAUGAUGCAUGUAUUUUCUCCUCCCGCCAGUGGGACAGAUAAUCAUGAAUCUGAAAGAAAACGCGAAAACGCAUUCAGCGUGCGACCCCUUCCGCCAUACAGAAAAGUGGAAAUUAAAUAAUAAUAAUGGAUAAAAAAUAAAGGGAAUUCGACUGUAUGAGUGCAGCUUACAAAUUUAUUCACCUUUCCUCGUCAGGUGAAAACCUUUCAAACAAAGAAAGGAGAAAAGCAUAUACUACUGUUCAUGUGUCAUGGCGAGUCAAACAUCAUCACUUCGCCAUCUUGCAAUGUUUUUUUCCACACCCACAUCCUCCCACGCUGCGUAAAGUGUCCAGUUUUUGUGCAGUACACCACAGACUUGUAUGAUCUUAAAUAACAUGGUCGUAUGGUGUGGUGUACACCGUCUUCGUGCUCGCCGACGAGUGCUGAAGGCCUCGGUCGUCUGCUACAGCGCGUCGCCCUCUUGCCGUCUGCUUCGCCGACACGUACACCGUGCGGCCCCUUGCGUCACACCAAAACGCUGGAGCAGAUGUAGUCAGGCGCCGUAUCAGCAGCCCAACCGUCGUGGCUGCAGCGAAACUUAAUGUGCUGCCAAGCUGCCGACUCGCCAACCACGGUGGGAGAGUUUUUUUUAUUAUUACUAUUUUUUUCUGAAGUUUUCGAUGCGGGGGCCGUUGUGAAGCGGGAAAACCAGGUCAUGCAAGUUGCCCUCAGACAAAAGCCUGUGUUCGGUGGUUCGAAAACCAGCGGUGUGUGUUUACUGACAGAAGAUCAUGCGUAUUUGUGAUUCGCCACGGAUAGGGAGUACCAAGAGAGAGCAGGCUUCGUACCUUUGCCUGAAAUCUUUGCGACUGGUGCACAGGAUGUGUCUGCUUCGUCGCUGCUGGUGGGUCAGCGCUGAGAUUGUGUAGUGUGUCGGUGCGGAUACACCCACAGCCUAGUCGUCUGCUGCCCGUGACAGGAUGUUGCUGUGUGUGGAGAGCCUUCGUCUUAGUCGUCUACUACAGAACAAGGUCGCUGGCAAAGUGCAACAGCAACGACCGUUGAAGCCUUGUAUACAGUGAAUUCCCAUCCGGGCACCCACACUUCGUUUACCUCGCGGGACAUCAAAAGCUGUUGCACGCGGCUUGAUUAAUAUUUUUAAAAAAGAUUAAUUAAGUACAAGCUGCAGUCAGGCGUCGACCACAGAAGAGUGCUUCGACCGUGCACUGGGGAUGUCAGAAAAACGAUUCCACACACACGUGCACAGAUAAGAUAUUGAUCCUCGCGCUUUGUCCGCUAUCCCAGCGCCAUGCCUCAAGCCGCGCAAGAGUUGCCUGCCACUGGCAAGAGCCUACAGCUGUUUCACCACCAGGUGGCGGGCCAGUCACUGGUUUUCCAGUAUGAUGAACGCACCAUCUGCAAAACUCUCAUCCCGAGGGAGGAUCUUUUCUACCGCAAUGUUCCAGAAAUACUGAAGCCGUUUAUCCCCACCUAUCGAGGCGUGAGGGAGGUAGUGCUAGAGAAGACAGAGGGUGGUCUGCUGUCCCAGGCGCACGCGGACUCGCACGUGGAGGCAGUGCAGCGACAUCUGGAUAAAGUGUCAAAGAGCGACGCCGACAACGGAGCAUAUCAUUUCAUCUUGCUGGAGAACAUUGUCGCUGGCUUCCGGAAUCCAUGCGUCCUUGACCUGAAGCUGGGCACGCGACAGCACGGCGACGACGCGCCAUCUGAGAAGGUCACCUAUCAGGUCAACAAGUGUCUCAACACGACUUCGGCAAAGCUCGGUGUACGCCUGUGUGGCAUGAAGAUCUUUGACUUCCUCACCGGAGGCUGUAUCGCUUUCGACAAAAUGCAAGGGCGGGCCAUGCAGGAACGAGACUUCCGGGAGGCCAUCGAAACCUUUCUGCUCACCGGAUAUCGCUUCCACAAGGACAUCAUUACUGUGAUACUGCAGCAGCUAAAGAAGCUUCACGCCGCCAUUGGUCAGCUGCCCACGUACAGAUUUUACGCCUGUUCUUUGCUGAUUGUCUACGACGGCGACUUCGAGAACGACAUCUCCUUGACGGGCAGCGACUUGUUGCCGGGAGCCGAGUGCGGAAGUGCUGGUGAGGGCAUGCGCACUGCUAACGGGACUUUCGAAGCGAAAGCAUUGGGACAUAACGGUGAGGUGCUUGGUGAUAGUCACGCAGAUGGCGAUUCACCGACACUCACCCCGUGUAACCCCGAAGGUGACGCGGCUUCAGUUGCGGACGUUAGGCAUGACGACGCGUCUGGUCACGUGAACCUCUCGACGUGCGUUGCGGAGACGAGACUUUGCGAGCCCGAUGCUGCAGGGGAGAGAAAUGCUUCUAGUGCUAGUAGCAAGGGCUUCAGAAGUGCGGCGGACGGUUCGAUGAGCGAGGGGUUGACGACGACGACGACGACGAAGCACAGGAUAGACGUUCGAAUGGUGGAUUUCGCGCACUCGACUUUCAAGGGCUUCGGCUCUGAUGUGGUCGUGCACGAAGGGGUGGACCGAGGGUGUCUGCUGGGAUUAGAGACGCUGAUAAAGAUCGUCUCGGAGAUGAAGUUGUCGGCCAUCUGAGCGAACAGUCGUCGCUGUUUUGUAUCAAUGCCUGCCUCCUAUCUGCCUCCUGCACUCGUUGAAAUCCUCUGCCUGUAUCUGGAGAAUCAUCGAGGCAGCUCCCACGCCUUUUGGCCACCGGGACAAACUCGAUUCACACCGCAGCAACUGUUCUUGGACCAGUUUUGUAAAUUGGUUUUAUUCCUCCUCACUUCCACCUCCCCUCUUCCACCCAUAUAAUGACAGGACUGGGUGGUGCUCAUGUGUUUUGCGAUCAAUCUUUCCGCAGACUCGUAAUCGAGACUGAACCCUGUGGGACCAACACAUAAAGGAAAACAUUUCUUUUCAUGUUUGACUAGCGGUGUGACUGCGCACAUCAACAACUAAACCACGUGAACAUGACACCUCUAUGCGAGUUUAUCUGGAGUUGUGACAACAGAACUACAAGACCGAUUCCAGCCAUUUCUUAGCUGGAACGAACUACUUUAAAACCAUUCUAAUUUUAGCUUCAAAUUCUAAAUUAUUUUUGAAAUCUGGGGUGAACGGCUUGGGAAAAAAGCUCAACAUUUUUUCUAAUGUAAUUUUUGCACAAUAUUUUAAUGUACAAAGGGUAAAAACA
Messenger RNA from Pomacea canaliculata, 3420 nucleotides. RefSeq names its product inositol hexakisphosphate kinase 1-like. Gene Ontology annotation, cellular component: nucleus; cytoplasm. The record is from RefSeq and is a predicted model, not a curated record. The transcript has 6 exons. NCBI's taxonomy places the organism in Eukaryota, Metazoa, Mollusca, Gastropoda, Architaenioglossa, Ampullariidae. Gene Ontology annotation, molecular function: inositol hexakisphosphate kinase activity. Gene Ontology annotation, biological process: inositol phosphate biosynthetic process; phosphatidylinositol phosphate biosynthetic process. The coding region runs from base 1548 to 2822 and encodes 424 amino acids.